This is a messenger RNA of Odontomachus brunneus, 2650 nucleotides long. It is a transcript of the gene SAK, whose product is annotated as serine/threonine-protein kinase PLK4. Gene Ontology annotation, biological process: protein phosphorylation. The coding region runs from base 158 to 2491 and encodes 777 amino acids. Gene Ontology annotation, molecular function: protein kinase activity; protein binding; ATP binding. The transcript has 11 exons. NCBI's taxonomy places the organism in Eukaryota, Metazoa, Arthropoda, Insecta, Hymenoptera, Formicidae. The record is from RefSeq and is a predicted model, not a curated record.
UUUUGUUAUGGCGGGCGCGUCAUGUCGUUUCUAUUUACGAUUUCCUGAAUAAAAUAUCGUGCGGAUGUGUGCCGUCGGCACUCAUUUUGUGUAAUAGGACGACCGGUAGCGCGAGUGAUAAGUGCCCAUCGACGUUCGUCAAACGAUCCAGCGCGGCAUGAAGCCCCGGAUCAUGCCGGCGCCCUCGACAGGCUUCGGUGAGCAGAUUGAGGAAUACAAAGUGUUGAAUUUGCUGGGUAAGGGAGGCUACGGCUGCGUCUACCGGGCGAAAUGUCUCCGCAGCAACACGGAUGUCGCGAUCAAAAUGAUCGACAAGAAGAUGAUGCAAGCUGCUGGGAUGGUGGGUAGAGUAAAUCAAGAAGUAAAUAUUCACUGGCGCUUAAAACAUCCAUCUAUAUUGGAAUUAUACACAUGUUUCGAAGAUGCAAACUAUGUAUACUUAGUCUUAGAAUUGUGUCAUAAUGGGGAACUCCAACACUUCCUCAAAGCUCAAGGCUCCAAGCCUUUACCUGAAGAACAUGCUGCUCGCAUAAUCAGACAAGUUGUACAAGGCUUGCUUUACCUACACUCUCACCAGAUACUUCACAGAGAUAUGUCAUUAGCUAAUUUACUUUUGACUAGAGAUAUGCAAGUGAAAAUCGCGGAUUUCGGAUUAGCUACUCAACUGAAUACACCGGAUGAAAAGCACUUGACUAUGUGUGGCACGCCAAACUACAUUUCACCCGAAGUUGCGACAAGAUCUUCGCACGGGCCGGAAGCGGAUGUCUGGAGCUUAGGAUGUAUGUUGUACACUUUGUUGGUAGGCACACCUCCUUUUGACACUGACGCUGUCAAAAGUACUUUAACUCGCGUGGUCAUGGCCGAUUAUGUGAUGCCACCUCAUUUGUCGGAAAACGCGAAGGAUUUGAUAGAUAAAUUACUGAAGAAAAAUCCGAAGGACAGGAUACGCUUGCGGGAUAUCACCAAGCACCCAUUCAUAACUAGUAUAGAGAAGAAUAGACUGCAUAGCGAAAGAGGUGGUAUGAGCAAAGAUUUCCUGCCUGACGGCAUGGUGGAUUCUGGAGUCGGGAGAACAUUGUCCUCCUAUAGUCGACCGAGAAUGCGAUCUCGAUCAGAAGAAAGAAUGUCUACGAUGAUGCAAAACGAUAGGAUACAAGGUCCUAUGGUCAGCGUGAGAAGCGAGGCGUUAUCCGAGCCCAUUGUGAAAAUGCAUACGAAUUACAGAGCAAAAUAUGCGAAUUAUUGCGCGAAGGAAGACUUUUUAUCGCAGCAUAUUCCAUUGCCUCGUAAGGUGUUUCCGCAGAACGAACAUUACGACGUGCACGACUCUAACAAGCAGAAAGUAGAAAGACACAGGUGGAGGGAUAAAAGCGUAGAGAAUCAUAAUUAUGAAGCAACUACGGAGGGAGCAAACACAAAAUUAAAAGUCCCACCCUUGAAUACCAAUAGAUUGCUACCUACUAGACACAGGUCGAAGAAUGCGAUUCAUACUAUUUUAGACAAUGGAGAAGUUUGCACCGAGUUGAUCAGGCGUAGAAAUGGCAUGGAAAAAAUCCAAGAAGUCGCAAGAAUAUCAGGUGAUGGUUUACGAGUUAUCCUCUAUAAACUGGAUGUAUCUCUAGAAGUGGGUUCGCAACCGCCACCGUUGCCUAGCCGAGGUGCCGAUAGUAUUUAUUCGUAUGAGAAUCUACCGGCAUGCCAUCAUCGAAAGUACAUGUAUGCUUUUCUUUUCGUGAAAUUGGUUCGGGCACAGACUCCCAAGUUGACGUUGUACACUCAGCGCUCCAAGUGCCUGUUCAUGGAGAACGGUCCAGAGCCCGACUGUCAAGUACACUUCUACAAUGGAGUGAAGAUUGUCCGAGAAAAUGGCGUCGUAAAAAUCAUCAAGGGGAACGAUACGUUUGUUGAAGGCGAGUUUUCUGCUGAUCUAGAAAAUUAUCACGAGCAUUAUUCCGAAUGUUAUCAACAUUGCUUGCUAUUGGAAUCCACUUUGACAUCUUUAGAAACGGCUACUGGUCACUCUUGCUUCCCCGUGAUUAUCGGACGAAAGCCUCUUACGGCCUUAAGUGAUGCUCCCUGCUUGCAGGGGAAAGAAAAUAUCUCACAUGGAACAAACAGCACUCCCGUCCUGCCAUCUUUCGAAGCUUCUUGCUCCGUCGUUUCGACGAUAACUUCCAGGUCGCGCAAGACGAAUUCCAUGUAUAGUUCAAAUAAUAAUACAAACAAGGUAGCAGUACCAGGUAUCGGCUUUGCUACGAAAUUUACAUCUGGCGACAUUAGAAUCGAUUAUAAGGAUGGAUCCGCUUUAAUUGUAAGUCCACAGAAUCAUAGCGGAGACAUUAUGUAUGAGAGCAAUAACGGUGAUGUUAUGCGAUACAAUAAACACUACCAGCAAAAUUUAGAAGUACCGCAUUCAGUACACGAGAAACUCCUUCAAUUGCCGACGGUCAUCAAAUAUCUUAUUCAACCAAGGCACAAAUGCAUUCGGUAGCUCAAAAUAUCUAAUAUUUUAUAUAGUACAACUGAGAAAUCGCAUUCAUCUGUAUGGACCGUAAUCUUAUUAUAGAUUUGUAAAUUAGUUUAUACAAACUUAAGAACAUACUCUUUUAGUGGAUUUACUAAGUAUACAAUAAUAAAAAGUCGCUAAUUA